This is a messenger RNA of Hymenoscyphus albidus, 6095 nucleotides long. The record is from the annotation of a GenBank genome assembly. Lineage: Eukaryota; Fungi; Ascomycota; Leotiomycetes; Helotiales; Helotiaceae.
CAGUCUGCCAAACGCAAGCCGAUAAGCAUAAGCUACGCUACCUAUACUACGCGUAGUAAGCACAGCGGAUCCCUCUCCAGCUGGACGGGACCUGAGCUCUAGGCAAUCGGAUGCCCACGUGAGCUUGUGGCACGUGCAGGAAACAGCAAUUGGAACCCGUCGGGUCACUCGAACACCAAGCCUGCAGGCAAAUCGGCCGCGCAAUAGGGAGGUACUAUGAGAUUGAAGUCAUAAUACUUGGGGCCUAUUUUGCUGACAGUAGCAAGUUAAAGCGUGACCAAGGGUUCAGAAGAAAUUCCAAACUUCUCCGCAGAUUGAGAGCGAACCGUAAUGCGCCAUCUUACGAACCUCCUUCAACACCACACUCAAGAUGUCCGCUACUGCCACCGAAGCCCGGGAGCUCGAGCUCUGCGGGAAAGUGGAGAUGAGGAUUGCCCUUGCUGAGGAUAGCAAACUACAACCGCUACUUACGACUUACUUGUCGCCUCUACUAUUGAAACUAGCCAGCGAACACGCAUCGGUACGCAAUAAGGUCAUUUCAACAUGCCAGCAUAUCAAAAUCCGCCUGGCCGGCAACCAGUAGGUAAUUUCAAUGCAAAAUCCAAUGAAUACAAAAUAAUUAUUUUUAUAGGAGCAUUGUCCUCCCAGUUGCGAAACUAUUGACUCAAUACAAAGAGAAUCCGGGUGUUGCAAUGAUUCGUCACUUUGAUCUCAUGUUCAUACAGCAGAGCGUUGGCAAACUCUCAUCAAAGGCAAACGAUCUGUUCCCCAAAGACCACCUUGCUAUACUAAUGCACUUUACAGGAGCAAAUGGAUUUGUUGCCUGUCUUACUUCACGGUCUUGCAGAAGAUGCCGGAAAGCCUACGUGUGCUACUAUCUUCAACCUAUUCCUUCGUCUUCUACCACAGCUCCGGAUCCCAUUGCGUGGAAGCAAAGAAGACCUUGAAUUAAGGCAGCAACUUGGUCUUGAUAAACACACCAAGGACGCUCAAUUUGCGGCCCUUUGGUUCAGCAAGCUCAUGCUUCUCACAGUUAUACGCAGCAAUGCCAGUGGAAUUACUUGCCCUGGCCUGACUGUUCAAGAGUACGAAUUUCUCACGUUGAGCGGCAAACAAGAAACUUGGGAUCCUUCGUCUGACGAGGGUCUUAAUCUUACCCAGACCAAAAUUGUAGUUCUUGCUUUCUUGGCUAGCGGUGCUUUCACUGACGAGGAACGGUUUCUGGCGGCAUUGUUUGCAUCUGGAGAUUCUAAUUCUCGUAUUGCCGGUGCUGGUGAUGACAUGUUGAAGCGUUCGGCGAUUUCUCUCGAGGACUCAGAAAUGAUCAGCAAUUUGCUUCAAACCUAUUUCACGCUAAAGCCCGCUCUCCAGACAAGACUACUUGUGCUACUGACGAAAUCGGCCAUUUCAACAACCUUUCCACGGCAGAUUGUGAACAUUGUACAGCAAGCGAUUCAGCCAGAUGACAAUACAAAUCUUCCUGCCAAGGGCCUUGAAACAACAAAGUUUCGAAAUGCAUUAUUCAACUAUAUGAACUGGGUUUCGCAUAUGUCCUCGCCUGAAAACAUUGCUCAGGUUGCACCUCAACUUGUUGGCUUUUUGCGCAACUAUAUCGAGGACCAGGGAUGGCCAAUUCCUCACGAAAAGUCGGACACCGAAGUCGCUGCUCUACGAGCGCUGGCUUACGAAACUAUGGGAUCCCUUGCGAAAACUACACCUUCCAUCGCUCGUCACAAAGAUUUGUCCCUCGUGCGCUGGCUUUUCAGAUCUUUAACAGAAGACCAGUCUUCCAGCACUAUCUUUGUCAGUAUUGAAGGCGCUCUGUCAAGUCUACUAAACAAUUUUGCAGCCCCACUAGACGAUGAAUUGAAAUAUGAACUGCGUUCGCUGCUAUUGCAUUACAUGACAAUCCCGGAUGAUGAAGAUGUUCGAAGUGCUCGAUUUUCAACCGUCCGAUGGGCUAAUAGGUGCCUUGGAUAUGAUGACAUAGUAGGCCGAUGGAUAGAUAUCUUAGCUCUUGGAGGCCGCAAAGAUGAGCGGGGUGAUGUGAUGGAAGAGGGCAAGAAAGGGCUGGUAUGUUUAGACCCAAACCACCAUCCCGAAAAACACUAAUCACUCAAAGGAUCCAUAUUGGUAUACCUUGCUCAGUAAUACCUCAUCGUCAGCAUCAGCAGGAUAUAAGCUGCCCGACUGGAACGAGACGGUCAAGGUUUUCUUUACUGGGAAAAGUAUUUUGGAAAACUCCACCGUAUCAAACAGUAUGAAAAGUGGAAUGGAGGUCGAUCAUAUCUCAGUCUUCGGGAACUUCUCUGGGCCCAAAAUCAACGCAUUCCCUUCUGCUGUUAGCUACUGCCGGCGUAUGCUACUCAUGGGAUCCUUGGAAAAAUCCGAAAUCGCUUUUGAUGUGGACGCUGAUUGGGAGCGUCAACUGGAUGUGCUUUUCCGGUCCGACAAGCGAUCUCGCGAGAUCAUGAAAACCCAUAUUAAAACUAUAGACGAGUCGGCCCUCGAUGUGUACCUUUCGGCGGCACUAGAGGGCAUGCUUCGAAAUGACGGAAAUGGAUUGGGCGAUUGUGGAAAAUGUCUUGUCGAUAUUUUGGCGUUGUCACCAAGCAGUGCUGUUGGUAGAAUCGCAAAUCGAGCCAACGAACUUUUGCCAUCUAUCAAGUCAAAUAACGUCGCAACUCGCGAAAUUUCGUCGCAGGCGUUCGGUAUCUUGGCUUCUCACCCUAUGGCAAAAGGCCAAAUUGUCGAAAAACUAGUGGAAUCGCUCCUUGAAGAUGUUAAGCCUUGGUCUUCGGCUGUAGGUGCAGAACUAAACAAGGUAUCUGGUGCCAUUCUCGCCCUUGGCUACCUCUUGAGUCGAUUUGCAUUCUAUGGGCGUCUUGGCACACACAAUGGAGCUCUAGUACAGCAGGUUAUCAACCUGCUUUUUGAGGUACUUUCCAAAACAAGAGACGUAUCUACGAAGGAAGUUGUACUCAAUGCGGUUGGACAAAUCAGUGCAUCUGGGAUUUUGACAGCUGAAGGAAUCAGCGGGUCAUCUUUGAAAGCUGAUGGUCUGAUUGAGCUGUUAGCAGCUGAGGCGAAGAAAGGCAAUGAAAGAGCAAUAUUAGGGCUUGGUCGUCUUGCGCUCGUGUUUGAUGAAGACUCCGAGUUCACAACCUCCAUCUUCACCACCCUAUACGCGCUUUCUGAGCUUAAGCAAGCCGAGGUUCAUUUCGCGGUUGGUGAAGCUCUCAGUUCAGCCAGUGCUUGUUGGGAAUCCGAAGCUUUGCUUCUUAGUCUUGACGUGGAUGCGGAUUAUAAAGGGCGAGCUGGGCGUGCUGCCACAAUUGAAUCUGUCGUUACACGAUUGCUGAAGGAUUGUAAAACCACCAAGCCUUCUUUGAAGAAGGCCUCCGGUAUUUGGCUUUUUUCUGUUGUUUCAAAUAAUAGCGGUCACGUCAAAGUACAAUCACGCUUGAGGGAAUGUCAAGCGGCAUUUAUGGGCCUAUUGUCCGCACGAGAUGAUCUCGUUCAGGAAACCGCUUCUAGAGGCUUAAGUUUGGUCUAUGAGCAAGGUGAUGCAGCACUUCGAAAACAACUUGUUAACGAUUUGAUGGCCUCGUUCACUGGGACCAGUACACAGUUAAAGGUUGAUGAAGAAACAGAGCUCUUUGAGCCUGGCGCCUUGCCUACCGGAGACAACAAGUCGGUAACCUCAUACAAAGAUAUUGUUUCUCUGGCAGACGAGCUUGGUAAUCCUAGUUUGGUCUACAAGUUCAUGGCCCUCGCACAAAACGCUGCAACUUGGACAACUCGAGCUGCAUUUGGUAGAUUUGGACUAUCUCAGAUGCUGAUAGAGGAGUCUAUUGUCGAUGCCGCCCUGAUCAAGAAGCUGUAUCGCUAUAAAUUCGACCCCAAUCCCAACGUGCAACGCUCCAUGAACGAUAUCUGGAAUGCUUUGGUAAAGGAUUCUGCAACAACAACAGAGUUAUAUUUUGAAGAGAUCCUACAAGAACUUCUCAUUAGCAUUCUUGCCAAAGAAUGGCGCACCAGACAAGCGAGCUGUGCAGCCAUCGCCGACCUUGUGUCAGGAAGAGAAUUUGAAAAAUACGAGAAGUACUUGAGUGAAAUCUGGUCCAAAACCUUCAAGGUCUUGGAUGACAUCAAGCUUUCAGUAAGAGAGGCUGCUCUGGCUCUGACUAUGUCAUUGACUGGGAUUCUUGUUCGCCAAAUUGAAGUCGGAGCUUCCUCAAAAGCCUCAUCGAUGCUCAAAGAAGUUCUACCAUUCCUUUUGUCGGAGCAAGGUAUGGAAAGCUCAGCUGAAGAGGUCAGAAUCUUUGCGACAGUCACAGUAUUGAAGCUUAUAAAGAGUGGUGGAAAAGCACUGCUACCAUUCAUCCCGGAUCUAGUCGAGAAGCUGAUUGGUCUCUUGAGUACAAUGGAAGGGGAAGGUGUCGAGUAUGUGAGACUGCGAGCGGCUCAUUACAAGACGACGGAGGAGAAAAUCGAUAAUAUGAGAACUACUGCGGUCUCACAAUCUCCAAUCAUGGAAGCUAUCGAGCGUUGCCUUGAUAUCCUUGAUGAGCCUACAAUGAAAGAGCUUGUGCCACGGCUCGAAAACACAAUCAAGACAAGUAUUGGCAUGCCGUCAAAGAUCGGUUGCAGUGGGGUGCUUGUUAGUCUUGCAACCAGACAUACUUUCGUUUUCCGCCCACACGCAGAUUCAUUCUUGAAGGUCAUGGAAAAAGCAGUCCUUGAUCGGAACAAUGCCGUCAGCUCGGGGUAUGCGAGAGCUUGUGGUUACCUGGCACGUGUUGCAACUCCCGCCAGUGUAACGAAACUCUCAACGUACUCCAAGAAGUUAUACUUCGACGCGGAAGAUGAGGUACGUCGGCAGAUAUCAGCAGACAUCAUCUAUUCGGUCUCGAAGUUUGCUACUGAUAGAUUCAAUGAAUUCGCUGCCGCCUUCCUGCCAUUCAUCUUCUUCGCGAAACACGAUUUUGAUGCACAUGUCAAGAAACAGUUCGAAAAGACCUGGGACGAAAAUGUCGGCGGCUCCCGUGCAGUACUUCUGUACUCGAAGGAAAUCAAUGCAUUGGCUGUUGAAAACCUGGACUCUCCUAAAUGGACAAUCAAGCAUACUGCAGCUCUCGCGAUUGCUGAUGUUGUUACAUGUUCAGGGUCUGAUAUAAGCAACGUGAACUCAGUAGCUAUCUGGCCUGCUCUCGAAAAGGCGCUUGCUCUCAAAACAUUUGAUGGCAAAGAAAUUGUCCUCGAAGCAUUUGUCAAACUAGCCAAAGACGGAAAGUCGUUGUGGGAAAAUGACUCAGCCAUAGCAGCCCAGAUGAAGAAGAUUGCGAUUCGAGAGGCGAAACGUAACAACGAGACAUAUCGGCCGCAUACCUUUGACAGCCUAGGAAAGUACAGCGAGGUUCGAAUUGAUAUUGAUAUGUUCGAUGAUGUUUACAGCAUCAUCGGGCCUUUUCUGGAGGACAUUACAAACGAGGACAAGAUGGAUACCGAUGAUGACUCCAAGAAAGAUAGUUCCGAUGGAGCGUUGAUGGCCAAUGGUAUCUCGGCCUUCUAUCGUGCAGUCAAUGUCAAACUCGCCCCCAAUACACACCUACACAAACUCUUAGAGAUAUCUAAGAAGGUUACCUCCUCUACAAAAAUCACGACCGCUACUAGACUGGCAAUCUACGAACGCAGCAAAGCCCUAUUCGAAGGACUAUCCAAAGCAACCUCUGCUUCAGAAACCAACAACUACGAGCUCGCAUUUGGCUUCCUCUCCUUACUAGAUAUCGCAAGUGGCUCAGGCACCGAAACCAUGAGAACGAAGAAAGGCGAAGCUGCGGAGACGAUUGCGAAGGCUUUGGUUGGUGAUGUAUUUGGGAAGGCCAAGGAGGGGAGAGAGGAGUUGAAGCAGAAGAUUAGGAGUGUGAUUGUUGAGGGAAGAAACGUGGAGAGAAGUCCGCAGGUCAAAGCUGCUUUUGAGAGGACUUUGAAGAUAUUGGAGGAGUGAUGUAGAGUAGAUGUGUUUAUGUUAUUGAAUGAUUUAUGAAGAUCCUAUUCUCGGACGUUCUGAUAAUUACUUUGAGGCUUGUGAG